Messenger RNA from Varroa destructor (honeybee mite), 3814 nucleotides. RefSeq names its product mitochondrial translation elongation factor G 1 (gene mEFG1). Gene Ontology annotation, biological process: mitochondrial translational elongation. Gene Ontology annotation, molecular function: GTP binding; GTPase activity; translation elongation factor activity. NCBI's taxonomy places the organism in Eukaryota, Metazoa, Arthropoda, Arachnida, Mesostigmata, Varroidae. The record is from RefSeq and is a predicted model, not a curated record. Gene Ontology annotation, cellular component: mitochondrion.
CAAUAUGAAUCGCGAGGUAAAUGACUCCGACACUUGUUCUGGUAAAUGGCCCUGACGAUCAAGGCCUCUUUCUCUAGUCAUAAUAAGACUGUUUAUCUAUCGUUAUCUAUAAUCACGUGUUGUAUUUAGUGGUAUAGCCCGUCAACCGGCUGCAGAUGAUGAUGCAAAUUCUGUAACUAACAGAAAUCCUGUAACAGCAUAUUGAAAUCUUACUAAAUGUAGAACGGUAUGACUAAGUGCAGAACGCGCGGUCCAUUGCACCGGCACAGAGGACCACGAAAGAGUUCGACAGAACAACUUCACAACAUGCGGGAUCGUAGCUUAUUCUAUUCGAUGUGCAAGUGCCGAUAAAGUAAAAUUAAGCCAACAAUCCGAUUAGUAACUGUUUUAAUUGUCAAACUUCUUACCUAAUUAGUGUUUCACUAAACGAUGGUAGCCCCUGAGUGGUGAUUGAAAAUACUGAUCUCCUAGAAAUUGCACACAUAUUCUCUGUAAUAAAGAAAAUGCUUCGUGUUUCUCGGCUUGGAGCUAUGAUCCGGCGCAAAUUUGCGUCUGGAGCGACCUUCGAACCAGUGGAAAAAAUACGGAAUAUUGGAAUUUCUGCUCAUAUCGACUCAGGCAAGACAACGCUCACUGAACGACUUCUAUACUAUACAGGCCGUAUAGACCAAAUGCAUGAGGUAAAAGGAAAAGAUAAAAUCGGUGCAGUGAUGGAUUCGAUGGAACUCGAGCGACAACGAGGUAUCACGAUUCAGAGUGCUGCUACCCAUAUAGCAUGGGCAGGUCACACAAUUAACGUCAUCGAUACACCAGGACACGUCGACUUUACAGUUGAGGUCGAGCGAGCCUUAAGAGUUCUUGAUGGCGCUGUUUUAGUGUUAUGCGCCGUUGGAGGAGUGCAAUCACAGACAAUGACUGUUACACGUCAGAUGAAGCGUUAUAAUGUGCCAUGUAUUACAUUUAUCAACAAGCUCGACCGAAUUACUGCUAACCCCAACCGGGUCAUAAGCCAGCUAAAACAAAAGCUGGGAUAUAACGCAGCGUUCCUCCAAGUUCCCAUCGGAUUGGAGUCCAAACAUGAGGGUGUAGUGGAUCUUAUACGUGAAAGAUCUAUAUACUGCGAGGGCGCCACAGGUGAAAAAGUUCGCUAUGAUGAAGUGCCGAAGGAUAUGAGAAGUCUUGUCACUGACAAGCGACAGGAACUAGUUGAAUGCUUGGCAAAUGUGGACGAACAUCUGGGUAACUUAUUUUUGGAGGAAAAAGCCCCCACCAUUGAAGAAAUUGAGGCUGCCUGCCGUCGGGGUACGAUUGCUCGUCGUUUCUUUCCUGUGCUGAUGGGAACGGCCCUGAAAAACAAAGGGAUCCAACCUUUAUUAGACGCCAUUGUCUCGUAUCUACCCAAUCCAAGCGAGGUCGACAAUUUCGCCUUCAAAGGGGAGGAGAAAAUUCGAAUGGACCCAGCGCGUGUCGCUCGCGGUGAAGGAUAUCCGUUCGUCGGUUUCGCAUUCAAACUUGAAGCUGGUCGCUUUGGUCAACUGACCUAUAUCAGAGUAUACCAAGGAAGCUUACAGAAGGGCGACAUGUUGUUUAAUACUAGAACGGGCAAGAAAGUGCGUAUACCCAGAGUGGUUAGGAUGCACUCCGCUGAAAUGGAAGAUAUUAAUGAGGCCUAUGCAGGUGAUAUUUGCGCUGUGUUUGGUGUGGACUGUGCCUCCGGAGACACGUUCGUAUCGGAAAAAGGGUUGGAAGUUUCCAUGGAACCUAUGUUUGUGCCUGAGCCAGUAAUUUCGAUGUCGAUUCGUCCAAAAGAAAACAAAGAUGCAGAUAAUUUUUCGAAAGCAUGCAGCCGAUUUAUGCGUGAGGAUCCGACAUUCAGGGUGGAGUAUGAUGCCGACAACAAAGAGACGAUAGCAAGCGGAAUGGGUGAACUGCAUCUGGAUAUUUACGGGCAGCGAAUGGAACGGGAAUAUAAGUGUGCAGUAAUUCUUGGAAAGCCAAAAGUCGCCUUCAGGGAAAGUCUUGUCGAGCGUUGUGAAUUUGAUUACCUCCACAAAAAACAGUCUGGUGGACAAGGCCAAUUUGGUCGCGUUUGUGGAUUCCUGGAGCCACUACCAGCUGAAAGUAAUACAAAGAUUGAAUUUAGAGAUGCCACCAUGGGAACGAACGUGCCUAAGCAGUACAUGGCAGGUAUAGAGAAAGGCUUCAGGACUGUGUGUGAGAAAGGUCAUCUAACAGGCCACAAGGUCUCUGGUGUUCGAUUCCGACUUGAAGAUGGCGAGCAUCACAUAGUUGACUCGAGUGAGUUUUCGUUCAUGAUGGCUGCUCAGGGCGCGAUGAAACAAUGUUACGAACGGGGAAACUGGCACAUUCUUGAACCAAUUAUGACUGUUGAAAUUACCGCACCGGACGAGUAUCAAGGACAGGUGAUAGCGUCAAUCUCACGCAAACAUGGCGUUGUUUCGCGAACUGAUUCUCAGGAUGGUUGGUUUACGUUGAUAGCAGAAGUUGCACUCAACGAAAUGUUUGGAUAUUCAUCGGAGCUACGAUCAUGCACACAAGGCAAGGGCGAGUUCACUAUGGAAUAUUGUAGGUAUUCUCCUACAAGUCCUGCGGUUCAACAAGAACUUAUUGAGCAGUAUCAAGAACAGUUGAACCCGAAGUUGCAACAGACUGGAAAGAAGAAGGGAAGGAAUUAGGUGGAUUAGCUUUCAACACUUCGCGCACCUUAGCUUCAGUUCAGGAGCAAUAAUAAUAUUCUUACGACUACGUUAAAACUGGAAAAUAAGCUGUGAGAUGAGCCUUGGUGCCAGUUGGCUUGUUUAAAUAAGACAAUGAGAUUGAAUAUAUUAUAUAUUAACUCGACGUAUACGCUUUCAUUGAGAAUGUGGCAAAUGGCAUAUAUAUAUAUAUAUAUAUAUAUAUAUAUAUAUAUAUAUAUAUAUAUAUAUAUAUAUUGGCAAGUUAUUUUAAGAUUGUUACUGUCGAAUAGAGAGGAUAAACACGACCCAAGUGAAUAUUAGCACAACGAUUUGGAAAAAUUAUCAGCUCACAAGCAUAUGUAAAAAGCGGGCUAAUUUACAACGGUUGACUCUUAGCUCGGCGUUGCGGGAAUAUGUACAUACUUGUGAAUGUUUAUAGUUGUCGAAAAUUUUCGGGCAGAUAUCAUUAAUUGGUACUUCAAGAGGAGGCUAUACAAAACUAGAUUAGGAUAGAAUUUUUAUGGGAAGCGUUUUGCCGGGUUAACUUUAGCUCGUAGUAUUAAUAAAGUGACAGUUACUGUCAAGAUGUAAGGCUUCAUUAUAUAUGAAACAGCAUACUGUUGAAUUUCUUUCGAUUUUUCAUUUAUUGCUACAAAUCGGAUUAAUCAGUAUCGUUGUAACGACGCACUAAUUACUACAUGAUCCUACGCGAGAUCUUUCUAAUCAGAAGUGGCCCUUUCGGACACAAAACACUAGGCUAGGUAUGUACUAUUAACUAGUCAUUUUCAUUUGAGGCUUUGCUUUGUCAAGGCACGUUACCUUUAGAAAAGCAAAUGCAAAAUAUAAGCGUUCGAUUCAGUACCGACUUGAAAUAAUCUCCACCGCAUCACUGGAGAUCAGCCGCGUUCGUAGGCCUUAGAGCUGAGAGAUUUUCAUCUUUCUUUAUCUAAUCAUAUUUACCGCGUAGAACAUGUCAGCAUCGGGAACUGAAUCAGCGAGCUCUGGCUGAGAAGCUUUAAACAUGUACAGAAAUUAUUACUUUAGAACUGUUAGCAAGUAACAUAUUGUCCCCCUGAUGUUGUAGUGGCUAGACUGGAGGGACACCCGGGGGUUUA